Messenger RNA from Apaloderma vittatum (bar-tailed trogon), 1338 nucleotides. RefSeq names its product L-gulonolactone oxidase-like. The annotation marks the transcript as partial. Gene Ontology annotation, molecular function: D-arabinono-1,4-lactone oxidase activity; FAD binding. The record is from RefSeq and is a predicted model, not a curated record. The transcript has 11 exons. Lineage: Eukaryota; Metazoa; Chordata; Aves; Trogoniformes; Trogonidae. Gene Ontology annotation, cellular component: membrane.
CUCUUGUUUUUGGUCCAGGUUCAUGGUCAAGGAGGAGUCAAGUUCCAGAACUGGGCCAAGACCUAUGGCUCCUCUCCAGAGCUGUACUUCCAGCCCACCUCCGUGGAAGAGAUCCGGGAGAUCCUGGAUAUGGCCAGGCAGCGGAACAAGAGGGUGAAGGUGGUGGGGGGAGGUCACUCUCCUUCAGACAUCGCCUGCACCGAUGACUUCAUGAUCCAGAUGGGCAAGAUGAACAGGAUCCUCAAGGUGGACAAGGAGAAGCAGCAAGUGACGGUGGAAGGUGGAAUUUUCCUCUCGGAUCUGAAUGUCAAGCUGAGCAAGCACGGGCUGGCCCUGGCCAAUUUAGGAGCUGUUUCUGAGGUGGCAGCAGCUGGUGUGAUCGGGACAGGGACGCACAACACCGGGAUCAAGCAUGGCAUCCUCUCUACCCAGGUCGUCGCACUCACGCUGCUGACGGCCGCAGGGGAGAUCCUGGAGUGCUCCGAGUCCAUCAAUGCUGACAUCUUCCAGGCUGCUCGCCUGCACCUGGGCUGCCUGGGUGUCGUGCUGACCGUCACCUUCCAGUGCGUGCCCCAGUUCCACCUGCACGAGGUCACCUUCCCCUCCACCCUCACAGAGGUCCUCGAUCACCUUGAUGACCACCUGAAGAGAUCCCAGUACUUCAGAUUCCUCUGGUUCCCACACAGCGAGAAUGUCAGCAUCAUCUACCAGGACCCCACCAACAAGCCCCCCUCUUCCUCUGCCAGCUGGUUGUGGGAUUAUGCCGUUGGCUAUUAUUUGCUGGAGUUUCUGCUCUGGAUCAGCACCUUCGUGCCUGGCUUGGUGCGCUGGAUCAACCGCUUCUUCUUCUGGCUCCUCUUCAGCUCCCGGGUGGAGAACAUUGCCACCAGCUACAAGAUCUUCAACUACGAGUGUCGCUUCAAGCAGCACGUUCAAGACUGGGCCAUCCCCAUUGAGAAGACGAAGGAAGCUCUGCUGGAGCUGAAGGCUGCCUUGGAGAACAACCCCAAGAUGGUGGCUCACUACCCCGUGGAGGUGCGCUUCACGCGGGGGGAUGAGAUCUGGCUGAGUCCCUGCUUCCAGCGAGACAGCUGCUACAUGAACAUCAUCAUGUACAGGCCCUACGGGAAGAACGUUCCCCGUCUCAACUACUGGCUGACCUACGAGGGCAUCAUGAAGAAGCAUGGUGGGAGACCACACUGGGCAAAGGCCCACAGCUGCACCCGGAAGGACUUUGAGAAGAUGUACCCAGCAUUUCCCAAAUUCUGCUCCAUCCGGGAGAAGCUGGAUCCCACGGGGAUCUUCCUGAAUGCCUACCUGGAAAAGGUGUUUUACUGA